UACGGAAUAAAUAGUAGUAUUUUAAAAUCGUAUCAAUAAACACACAAAAAAAUAUGAAAACGUUAAAAACUAUUGUUAUAGCACUAUUAAUAAUGCACUUAAAUUUGAUGGUACAAGCAAAAUCUGCUAUAGCCCACAAAGAACCCUGUGAGAAUUUCUAUGAAUACGCCUGCAGUAAUUAUAGCCAGCAGAAUCCUGAUCCUAACUAUAGUGAGAUAACCCAACAAUUAGAUUACCAAAUUAAUAUAAAGUUGCUGCGACUAUUUGACAAGGAAUUUCGAAAUCGGUAUUAUAAUCGUAAAACAAGAAAAGUAAAUAAAAAAAUGUUUAUGUAUUUGGACUCAUGUAAUAUAGAAAGGCAAAGAAAUUUAAGAAAAUAUUUUAAUGAAAUAAAACCGAGUAACAAUUUAAAUUGGCCAUUGUUGGGUCAUAAUAGUCAAUGGUUGCCAGCAGAUAUAAAGGGUAAUGGUUCAACAGAAAAAGAAUCGGAUUCUUCAGAGAACAAAUUUUAUUCUUCGGAGAGUGAAAGUUAUAAUUCCUCUUCGGAAGAAGAACUUUAUUUGGAUAAAAACUUAAUUUUUUGGUCUUUAUUGGGAGAAAUACAAUCGCAUGGUUUAAAUGAUGUCCUAGUAAAUCAUCAAAUCAUUAGGAAUAAAGAUGACUCUCUUAAUAUCAGACUGGCUCCAGCUCCACUUGAUGAAGGUGGUUCCCUACCCGAUAACACGAUUUUACAAGUAUUGUUAAAGGCUUUGCGUAUAGAGGACACAGAGCCAAUAAUACAACAAUUGCAUAAUACCGAUUUUAAAUGGCAAAACCUAACGCAAAACUAUGCUGUUAACAAUCACAGUAUAGAGACAAAUUUGAAGCUUAUAGAUAAGCACUAUACCAGUCGGGGGUUAAAAUUAUAUUUUAAAAAUCUACUGGGUUCACAGUUUAAUAAAGUUUCAAAUAUCACUGUAGAAAAUCCCGAAUAUUUUGAGUAUUUAAAUGGAAAACAAUGGACCAACGAGGAGCUGGAACAUGUUUGUAACUACUUAAUGAUGAAAUUUCUAUUCUAUUUAGCAGAAGAUAGUACAACUGAAUUUACACCGCUCGCUUGUAUAAAGGAUUUAAGACGUAAAUUUGAUCUGGCAGUAAAUUAUUAUUUCUAUGAACAUGUUUUUAAAAGAGAAGCAGACCAUUUUGAAAACAGUUUAAACAACUUGAGGUUCAAAAUCAAAGAUACCAUGGCAAAAUAUUUUGAGGAAAAUUAUUUAAAUCUAACUAGCAGGCAAAUUAAUUAUCUAAAAACAAAACUAAGAUAUAUGCCUAUAAAUAGUGGAAAUUUACCAUAUGAUUUUAAUUCCAAAAUUGUGAAACAGUUUUAUCGGGGUUUAACUGAUUUAGAUAAACGCAAUUACUAUAAAAAUCAUUUGUUGCUGUUGAAACAUCGCUUUCGGAAGUCUUUGUAUUACGCUCAAACUGAAAGUCAUUUCAUAGUGACUGACAACCAUAUGGGUGCGGUUUCCUCGCCGUUUUAUGUGCUGCAACAGAAUAUGGUGGUCGUACCAUUUGGCAGUUUCCAGUCGCCCCUAUUCAACUACACCCAAACACCUAUUCAACAGUUAUCACUUUUCGGUUUUGUUUUGGCUCACGAACUAACUCAUGCAUUUGAUACCACCGGCCUUAAUUACGAUAAACGGGGAUUUCCUUUAUCCUCUCCCUCUGAUAUAAUGGAUCAUGCUAAUUUCUCCAACUCCUUAGAAUGUAUGCAACAUCAGCAGUUUACUGAAGACAUUGAUGAACGUAUUGCUGAUCUCUUUGCUAUACGAGUCGUAUAUCGUACUUAUUUGGAAAACUAUGCAAAAGAAAAUGAAGCAGAUGAUUGGCGGAAAGAGUUUUUCCUAAAUUUGGCACAGUUUUUCUGUGGCAAAGAUAAUCUAAAUUUUAUUGAUCAUGAUACAGAUGCCGUACGUUUGCAGCAAAUUUUAAUGAAUUUUCAACCUUUCUCGGAGGCCUUUGGUUGUAUAGCAAAUAGUCCUAUGAAUCCUAAAACUAGAUGCAGACUUUAUUAGGAAAAUGCUUUUUUAUGGUGUGCGUCGAUAUUUUGUUUAAGUUUAGGAUUAUAAAACAUUUUUGCAAACAAUUGCUCUAGCCACAUUUAAAACUCUUUUAGAAAUAAUCGGAAUUAAUAAAAAAAAUAAAUAGAAUCACAUUACAAUAUUUUUCGUGUAAAAAUAUUUUAAACGCUUCACUAAUUAGGCCUAUAUGUAAUAUUUGUAAUAUAAAACACGUAUACGUACUGGUGUCGUUAAUAAAAGGAAUAAAUUUUUAAAAAUUAAACACUUUCCACUUGCAACGAAAAACUGAAAAUGCCUUUU
Molecule: messenger RNA, 2360 nt
Organism: Lucilia sericata (common green bottle fly)
Lineage: Eukaryota; Metazoa; Arthropoda; Insecta; Diptera; Calliphoridae
Product: neprilysin-like
Exons: 1
Coding region: 54-2054 (666 amino acids)
Biological process (GO): protein processing
Cellular component (GO): plasma membrane
Molecular function (GO): metalloendopeptidase activity
Source: RefSeq, a predicted model, not a curated record